AUGUUUGAACCUUAUGAUCAAUUACGUGAAAUCACCCCCAGCCCCUGUUCCAGCCCCACCCCAGCUCCCACCCCACCCAGCCCCAGCCCACUCACCCUGUUCCUGUUCACUGUUCCCCAGCCCCACCCACCCCAGUCUCCUCUCCCAGCCCCACCCCUGCUCCAGCCCCAGCCUCCCAGCCUCACCUCACCCACCCCCAGCCCUCCUCAGCCCCACCUCACUCCAGCCACUGUUCACCCACCAGCCCAGUUCCCAGCCCCAGCCCAGGUUCCUGUUCCCACCCCUGCCUGCUCCCUGUUCUCAGCCCCAGCUCCAGCCCCUGUUCCCACUCCACCACCAGUCUGCCCCACCCAGCCCCACCAGCCCCAGCCCAGCCCACCUGUUCCAGCCCACCCCACCAGCCCCACCCACCCAGUCUGCACCCCCAGCCCACCCCGAGUCCUGUCUCCAAAAUUCUGUUCCACACCCACCCACCCCACCACACUCCAGCCCACCCCACCACCUGUCUCCCACCUGUUCCACCCCAGCCUCAGCCCCCACCCCACCACCCCUGUUCACCCCUGUCUCAGCUCCCACCCCAGCCCAGUUCAGCUCAGCCCCAGCCUCCAGUUCCCCUGUCCCCCACUCCCAGCUCCUGUUCCCAGCCCCACCCCUGUCUCUGCCCACCCCAUGUCCCCAGCCCUGUCUCCAGCCCCCAGGCUCCAGUCCCACCCCACCCCACUGUUCCCCACCCCACUCCCACCAGCUCCCAGCUCCCCUGUUCCCAGCCUGUUCCCACCCCCUGUUCCCACCCCAGCUCCCAGCCUCACCUCACCCACCUCACUCCACUCCCAGCCUCAGUCCAAAUGCCUCAGCCACUCUGUUCCCACUCCACUCAGCCUCCCAGCCCUGUCUCCCAGCUCAGCCACCAGCCCCACUCCCACCCCCCAGCCCAGCUCUGUUCACCCACCCCACCUGGCCCUGUUCCCAGCCUGUCUCAGCCUGUUCACCCCACCCUCACCCACCACCCCAGCCCAGUUCCCACCAGCCCCCUCCCACUCCCACUGUUCAGCCCCACCCUGUCCCCAGCCCCAGCACUCCCAGUUCCCAGCCCCACUCACCAGCUCACUCCACCACCCACCUGUUCCAGCCCCCCAGGGCCCCAGCCCUGUUCCCCACCCUGUUCCCAGUUCCACUCCCAGCCCCUGUUCCCACCACCUCCUGUUCCCCAGCUCCCAGCCCAGCCCCUGCCCCACCCCAGCCCACCCCUGUUCCCAGCUCCCACUCCACCCACCUCAGCCUCUGUCUCCCCACUCCCACUCCACCCCAGCCACCUGUUCCCAUCUCACCAGUCCCACCCCACCAGCCUCCCACUCCAUCCCAGCUCCUCAGCCUCAGCCCCACCUGUUCAGCCUCAGCCCCUGUACUCCAGCCCCAGCCCACCCCACCUCACUCCCACUUUCCCAGCCUCCCCAGCCUCAGCCUCACCCUUAG
Molecule: messenger RNA, 1473 nt
Organism: Armigeres subalbatus
Lineage: Eukaryota; Metazoa; Arthropoda; Insecta; Diptera; Culicidae
Exons: 2
Coding region: 1-1473 (490 amino acids)
Source: RefSeq, a predicted model, not a curated record